AAAGACACCAGGAAGACACCCAUGGAACCAGCGAUUCACCGAACUAGAACCAGCCACAAGGUAAAAUCUUUGGAGAAGGUAUGUGCUGACUUGAUCAGAGGCACAAAGGAAAAGAAUCUCAAAGUCAAAGGACUAGUUCAGAUGCCUACCAAGGCUUUGAGAAUCACUACAAGAAAAACUCCUUGGACCCACAAGCUACUCAUUGAUUUACACAGUCCUUCUGAAAUUGUUAAGCAGAUUACUUCCAUCACUAUUGAGCUAGGAGGUGAGGUUGAAGUCACCAUUGCAGAUGCUUAA
Zalophus californianus (California sea lion) is the source of this 297-nucleotide messenger RNA. RefSeq names its product 40S ribosomal protein S20-like. Gene Ontology annotation, molecular function: structural constituent of ribosome. Gene Ontology annotation, cellular component: cytosolic small ribosomal subunit; ribosome. Gene Ontology annotation, biological process: translation. The annotation marks the transcript as partial. The record is from RefSeq and is a predicted model, not a curated record. The transcript has a single exon. Lineage: Eukaryota; Metazoa; Chordata; Mammalia; Carnivora; Otariidae.